This is a messenger RNA of Neltuma alba, 501 nucleotides long. RefSeq lists its product as uncharacterized. The transcript is spliced from 2 exons. The record is from RefSeq and is a predicted model, not a curated record. NCBI's taxonomy places the organism in Eukaryota, Viridiplantae, Streptophyta, Magnoliopsida, Fabales, Fabaceae. Bases 1 to 501 code for a protein of 166 amino acids.
AUGGCUUCUCUCUCUCACUCUACUCUUCUUCUACUCUCUUCUCUCAGCACAUCUUCCUCCUCCUCCAUCCACUGUUUCUGUUCUUCCACAUCCUCCCAGUCUCUUCGUUCCAAAUUCCAAUUGUCCUCACUGCCUCCAUUCCUCUCUAAGAGCAGACCCAAGAAGAAAGCAACGCGCCCUGAAGGGUUUCUGACGAUCAUCAAUCCCAUUUUGCUGUUCAACGGUGUGAGUAGUUCCACUUUUAAUUUCGAUGCCCAGACCCUUCUCGCCACUGUUAGUGUUCUCUCUGCAAUUGCUCUCUCCUUGUUUCUUGGUAUUAAGGGGGAUCCUGUGCCUUGUGAGCGUUGUGGCAGCUGGGGUAAUGAUCUUUCUAUAUCUCAACUUCAGAUUGUUGGGCAUUUUCUGCUUUCAAAUGUUGUACAAAUUUUACAACAUUCUGCGCCAAACAUAUAUGGCAGAAUUCUGAGAGAGAAAAAAACACAGGAAGGAAAAGAGAUCUGA